Molecule: messenger RNA, 1811 nt
Organism: Neoarius graeffei (lesser salmon catfish)
Lineage: Eukaryota; Metazoa; Chordata; Actinopteri; Siluriformes; Ariidae
Gene: hyls1
Product: HYLS1 centriolar and ciliogenesis associated
Exons: 12
Coding region: 576-1688 (370 amino acids)
Biological process (GO): cilium assembly
Cellular component (GO): non-motile cilium; centriole
Source: RefSeq, a predicted model, not a curated record
AGAACCCUGGGAAGAGAGGAAGGGAAAAGAAAUUAAAUAAAAGUUAUCCUUAGAUUCAAAUCCCCGUGUACUCUAAAUCCUUUAAAAGUUGGCGACAACUUUAAAGUUGCUGUGAGGCGACAGCGCUAACCACUACACCACCAUGCCGCCCGGGCCUGUGCAUACUGUGGAGAAAUAGAAAAGGUUGAGCAUGUUCUUAUACACUGUACACAGUAAUCCAGUGAAAGAGAGAAGAUGGGGAGGGCAUUGAGAAAGUCAGCCAUUCACACAAUCAGCAGUAACAGCUCUAACACAGUAUUUAAAGGACACUCAACUAGCAAACAGAAUUCAGUUUAGGUGUUUUUUUUUGUUAUAAUCAGUCUGCAAUUUAAUAUCCCUUGAGAUCACACCUCAGCCCGGUAGAUGGCGGUAAUACACGUCGAUUGUUAACCGCCAGAUUGUUAAUCGACAGAAGAAGACGACUUCCCUGGUUGGAGUUAGAAGGAAGGGCGUCAUUUUCAAAGUGUUUUUUUUUUUUUCUAACUGCCUGUUGUUGUCUUGACGCUCGGGGAAACAUUGUGCUGGAUGAAAAGGAAAUGGAAGACCUUGACUUCUCAGAGGAAGAAAUCCAAGAGCAGUUAGCUGUGCUUGGAUACACCAACGUCCCGAAACAAAGACUGCGUGAAUUCAAACGAGAUCUUGACUUGCUGAUUCGUCAUGAAAAGUCCAAGAGUAGCACUUCAGCUGAGUGGAGCUCUCCAACAUCUCACAGUAGUUCAUGCAAGAGUCCACCAGCGUUUACUAAAGAGAAAGUCCAGGUACCCAGUGCUGCUUCCAAGUACAACUACAUUUACUCUGGCAAUAGUGCAGCAGAUCAGCACAGACAGGUUCUGCCCUCAACAUUUAAUGAUGAGAACUAUAACAGUGUGAACCUGGGGCCUGGUGAUUCUUACAUAAAGCACUCGGUGGCUCCCCGAUGCGUCAGACCCUCUACAGCUCCUAACAGGCUUGAGGUCGAGGUCCCGCCUGCGUCCUCUGACGUUUACCAUUCAGCCCUGGGUGCCAGCGAACCCGCUAGGCCCCAGCGAGACCUUCACACGAACGCAAAACCGGUUCUCAAGAGAAAAGUGCUGAGGAAGUAUAGGGGACACUCUCAGGUGUGUGAUGAGUCUACAUACAGCGAGGACUCUGAGACAGUAAGUGAGCUGGAAGAGCGCUUGGCAGAACUACACAUGCUUGCUCCUCAUGAGCGACAUGAAUUCUACUCUGCGAGUGAGGAGGCGAGCAGCUACAGCGACACACACAGCUCCGCAGCAGAGGAACUGCCCAGUGCUUUUCACGUCUAUGUCAAAGGCAUGACAAGAUCACGCAGUGAGAAUGACCUCAGACCUCGUCCCAAAUCCUUUAUUCGUCCACUUAUGGAUCACCCACACACGAGAAACUUGAAAAAAACAGAUCCUGUUGCAAAGUAUUUCCAGUACAAGCAGGACUGGGAGAUGUUUAAGCCCCCUGGAGAGAAAUGCAGGAAAGAGCUAUACUGGGCCAUCAGGGAACAACUUGCAUACCAGCCUCCACCUCCAAAGCCUCAGAGAACCUACAUCCCAAACACAUAUGUGGUGCCUACAGCGAAGAAGCGUUCUGCGUUACGAUGGGAAAUCAGACACGAUCUGGCAAACGGCAUCAUUCCUGCAAGAGUAACUUAUACGUAAUGUGCCUUAAGCAAGUGACUGUUAAUUUCAGGUUUUUAUUUAUUAACGCAUGUUUUCCAUGUCUUGUGAGUUGUAUAAUUUUAAAUGAAUGACACUGUUUAGGAAAUAAAUGUUUUUUUUUAA